AUGUUUGACACGAAAAUUGGUCUUUUGAUUGCUCGUCGAGCCCUCGCCCAAGAUACCCCAGGCCAACAGUUGGCUUCUCAUACAAUAUCCGAUGCCAAAAUCUCCCUUCCUCUGCCUUACAUCAACGUAUCAAUAUUAUCAACAAUCUGUGGAGACAGGAAAGGUGUCGAAAUAUUCAAACGGCGAGACUAA
Molecule: messenger RNA, 192 nt
Organism: Penicillium angulare
Lineage: Eukaryota; Fungi; Ascomycota; Eurotiomycetes; Eurotiales; Aspergillaceae
Exons: 2
Coding region: 1-192 (63 amino acids)
Source: RefSeq, a predicted model, not a curated record